Oncorhynchus mykiss (rainbow trout) is the source of this 2745-nucleotide messenger RNA. RefSeq names its product WT1 transcription factor b (gene wt1b). NCBI's taxonomy places the organism in Eukaryota, Metazoa, Chordata, Actinopteri, Salmoniformes, Salmonidae. Gene Ontology annotation, molecular function: RNA polymerase II cis-regulatory region sequence-specific DNA binding; DNA-binding transcription factor activity, RNA polymerase II-specific. Gene Ontology annotation, biological process: regulation of transcription by RNA polymerase II. The record is from RefSeq and is a predicted model, not a curated record. Gene Ontology annotation, cellular component: PcG protein complex; chromatin; transcription regulator complex.
CCUUCAGCAGUGUAAGGAAAACCAGACAUCACACUCAGAGACAAGGCACUGUUACUACUACACACACUCCCACACAGCACAGCAUCCACACGGCUGUGAUACUACACUCUCUGGCCUGUCCACUGAACUGACAACCUGAACACUCUACGACUCCAUUGGACGAUCGCUGAAAUGGACUGAAACAGAGAGGAUCCAAGUGGAAAAAGAUGGUUCGUUGGUGGACUUUUUGACUUUGCGUUCAGUUCCGGGUUAAAUCGCACCGAAGAGAAGUUGCCUUGACUAUUUUUUCAAUAUUUUUCUUCACUGUUCCUAAGGAGGCUCUCACACCCAUACAUAGUUAGAUUUUUCGACUAUCCUCCUCUCUGCGCCUCAGGAGUCUGUUCCAGUCUCUGCCUCUCAGGGGGUUGUGUUUUUCAGGGUCCAUCUCCUGCCAUCCUCCAUGAUGCUGACAGAGCCGUAUGGGAUGAUGGGGUCCAUGGGUUCCGAGGUGCGAGACCUGAGCUCUCUCUUACCCCCGGUGCCCUCCGUACCUUCCCUAUCAGUGAGCAGCGGGGGCUGUGGCCUGCCCGUUGGGGGUGCCCCUCAGUGGGCACCUUACCUGGACCUCCACCCUGGCUCUCCCUACGGUUCCCUGCCCUCCCACCACUCCCUCAUCAAGCAGGAGCCUGGCUGGGGCUCCACGGACCCUCUGGAGGACCCUCACUGUGGCCUGGGGGCCUUCACGUUGCACUUCUCUGGCCAGUUCACUGGGACAAGCCCCUGUCGGGUUGGGGCCUUCGGUGAGCCAGCUCCAAGCCAGUCCAGGGUGUUUCCUAAUGGAGCCUACCUCCCAGGCUGUGUGGACAGCCCGCCGACCCACAGGAACCAGGGUUAUGGGACAGUAGGUCUGGACGGGGCUCCCAGCUAUGGUCACACUCCGUCUCAACACUCCCCUCAGUUCUCCUGUCAUUCAUUCAAACACGAGGACAUCCUGUCCCCUCCAACUACCAUGGGUGACCAGCAGUACCCUGCCCCUCCCCCCAUGUUUGGUUGCCACCCCCCCUCAGAGAACUGUCCAACCAGCCAGGCUCUACUGCUGAGGAACUAUAACAGUGAUAACUUGUACCAGAUGGCCUCUCAGCUGGAGUGUGUAGCGUGGAACCCUGCUAACACACUGUCCACCAUCAAAAGUCAUGGGACAGGACAUGAGAGUGACCCCACGGCCCCCCCUCCUCCGGUGGUCCUCAGCUGUAGUGCCCAGUACCACAUCCACACACACGGCCUCUACAGAGGACUACAGGAUGUGAGGCGGGUGCCUGGUAUCACACCGUCUGUGGUGAGGUCAUCAGAGACCAAUGAGAAGCGUCCGUUUGUGUGUGCCUACCCCGGCUGCAAUAAGAGAUACUUCAAACUUUCCCACCUGCAGAUGCAUGGCAGGAAACACACGGGAGAAAAGCCGUAUCAGUGUGACUUCACAGACUGUGGACGGAGAUUCUCCAGAUCAGAUCAACUGAAGAGACACCAACGCAGACACACAGGAGUGAAACCAUUCCAGUGUGAGACGUGUCAGAGAAAGUUUUCACGGUCAGACCAUCUUAAGACACACACUCGGACACAUACAGGUGAGAAGCCCUUUACAUGCCGCUGGUCCAGCUGUCAGAAGAAGUUUGCCAGGUCUGAUGAGUUAGUUCGCCACCACAGCAUGCACCAGAGGAACCUGAUCAAAUUACAGUCUGCCAUCUGACCAGUACUAAACCGGUUUGGACUGGACUAGACUGGAUUGGACCGUACCAAACGCAUAGCCAUCUGACCAGUACUAAACCGGUUUGGACUGGACUAGACUGGAUUGGACCGUACCAAACGCAUAGCCAUCUGAGCAACAAUGAUGACUGGACCUAAGCCCACCGAGUGCCAUAAGUGGAAAGUACAACUCAAAUAUGGCCUCUAUUGCUCCAACUAAAGAACAUAGUUUCACCAUGCACCCCUUUGGAUGGAAGACGAACAGAUCAAUGCCACCUCAGAUUUAUGUCACAUCAGCCAAUGAAUAUCAACGGUUACUGUAGCUUCAACCCCUGAUAACCCUGUACUAGGAUUCCCUGUUUUUAUUGUUAUAAAUCAAAUAGUUGAUAUUUUUCUUAUGUACACAACCAGCUUCAUCCUGAGACAUGAUUAAGAAUCUGCUGUCUGGGUGAGAAGAACAUCAGUUGUUAUUAUUUUGUUGUUGUAUUAUAAUUGCACUGGCUUUAUGUUCAUUUUUCUGCCAUAAAUGUUUUACUACAGAUGUAGGAUCUUAAUUUGACACGGUUUGCUACAGCAAGAAAAUAAUACGGCAGCAACAAGAAAUGGGAAUUAUUAUGUGGAUUAUAAUUAAUAGACAUUUAAGUUGGGGUUGAUAUAUUUUUUGUAAGGGAAAAUCAAGUCUGAAAUUUCAAAUUGGAAAUUAUAAACUUCAGAAGCCUUUUAAAACCUCAAACAAGUUUGACAUUUCCUGCAUAUCAAAUUAAGAUCCUAGACCUGUAUGUACUGGAGCUAGACCAUGUAAACUGGAGUUAGGAAACAGACAAUGUCACUCUAUGUCCAACGAGACAACGAGUAAAACAGAAAAUGAUACUGUGAUUGUUGGAGGAAAUGUGUACAUGUGUUUUAUGUGCCUACAGUGUAAAAUGUCACUUCCUUUGUGUAUAUAUGACUCCUUGCUAUCCUUUUUAAACAGUCGUUUUGUAUUUUUGUACUGUUCAAAUGUAUUAAAUGUUGAUCUUUUGGUCA